This is a messenger RNA of Ornithorhynchus anatinus (platypus), 1503 nucleotides long. RefSeq names its product Rho GDP dissociation inhibitor gamma (gene ARHGDIG). NCBI's taxonomy places the organism in Eukaryota, Metazoa, Chordata, Mammalia, Monotremata, Ornithorhynchidae. Gene Ontology annotation, molecular function: Rho GDP-dissociation inhibitor activity; protein binding. Gene Ontology annotation, cellular component: cytosol; membrane; cytoplasm. The record is from RefSeq and is a predicted model, not a curated record. Gene Ontology annotation, biological process: Rho protein signal transduction. The transcript has 6 exons. The coding region runs from base 83 to 769 and encodes 228 amino acids.
GGCAGCCAGUCGCGGGGGGCGCCGCCCUGUCCGUCCAUGGGCCUCUGAGGAGGAGGGGGCGGCCGGCCGGCCGAGGGGCGCCAUGCUCGGCUCGGACCUCUGCGAACUGGGCGGCCAGCUGCUCGACUUCGUGCGCCUCACCGUCUGCGCGCGAGGUUUCAUGGCCGACAAGGAGGGGGUGCGAGCGGCCCUGGAGGAGGAAGAGGAGGAGGGGGACGAGGUGGAGCUGGCCUACCAGGCCCCCGAAAAGAAGAGCCUUCAGGAGAUUCAACAGCUGGACAAGGACGAUGAGAGCCUCACCAAGUAUAAGCAGGCGCUGCUGGGGCCCGUGCCCGAGGUCGUAGACCCCAGCCUACCUGGCGUGCAGGUGAUCCGUCUGACCCUGGUGUGCGAAGAGGCCCCUGGACCCAUCACCAUGGACCUGGCAGGUGACUUGGAGGCUCUGAAGAACCAGGCUUUUGUGCUGAAGGAGGGGGUGGAUUACAGAGUGAAGAUUUCCUUCAAGGUGAACAAAGAGAUCGUCUGCGGCCUGAAAUAUCUGCACCACACGUACCGCAAGGGACUGCGUGUGGACAAGGCGGUGUACAUGGUGGGCAGCUACGGGCCGCGGGCGGAGGAGUACGAGUACCAGACCCCUCUGGAGGAGGCGCCCAGGGGGGUGCUGGUCCGGGGCCACUACCGCAUCAAAUCCUUCUUCACCGACGACGACAAGACGGACCACCUCUCCUGGGAGUGGCUCCUCCACAUAAAGAAGGACUGGAAAGACUAACCCUGUCCCCCUCCCCCACCUCGCCCGUCCCCCGCGCCCCGCACCAGACCCCCCGGCUCCCCCGAGCGGGAGGGGCCCUUCUGGGGGCGGGGGCGUCCACUCCCCUGGCCUGCGCUCGGGUCCACUCCGCUGGCCUGCGCUCGGGCAGGGAGCGAGGUGACGUGAGGGAGCCCGCCCCUGCCCACCCCGCUCUCUGCCCAGCCCCCGCAGGGACCAACGGCGGGAGGGGGCCCUCACGCCCCUUGUGCUGCCCAGUUAUGCAAACCCUGUCUUCUGUGUCCCGGCCCCGGGCCGCCCGUGGGGCAGAGCUGGCCCAAGUGACCAGCCGGUGCCCCUGCCCACUCCCUGCUGCUGCCCGGUGCCUGGUGCCCAGUGGCCCGUGGCACCUGGUGUGGCGGGGUUGGAGGGAAGGCCCUCCCCCUGCCCCUGCAGCCCAUUUCCUCUGUACCAAAGUUCCUUUGAGUUGCCUUGUGUGGUUUCUGUCAGGCCCCAGUCCCUUCUCGUCCGCUGCUGCCCAGCUGGCGGGCCGGGGGGCGGGGGGGAGCGGACACGCCAGUGCUGUGUGCGAAUGCCAUGGGGGCGCUGGCCCCCAUUGGGGAGGGUGUCGGGGCCCAGCUCCGGGGCACUGCGUUUCUCCCCCACCCAACCCCUCGCCCACCCGCUGCCCCCCACCCACCCCAUCACCGCGCCUGUCUGUGCUCACGUCCACCCCAUUAAACUCGAUCGGGUUCUGU